Molecule: messenger RNA, 9401 nt
Organism: Felis catus (domestic cat)
Lineage: Eukaryota; Metazoa; Chordata; Mammalia; Carnivora; Felidae
Gene: RPS6KC1
Product: ribosomal protein S6 kinase C1
Exons: 16
Coding region: 142-3378 (1078 amino acids)
Biological process (GO): protein phosphorylation
Cellular component (GO): early endosome
Molecular function (GO): protein kinase activity; phosphatidylinositol binding; ATP binding
Source: RefSeq, a predicted model, not a curated record
AGCACAAGCCGAGCGGCGGAGGGCAGCCGUGGAGCCGCCGCCCCCUCACCGCUUCGCGGCUGUUUGGGGAUCCCGGACCGCGGCGGCGCCGGGUUGUCCUGAUGGUCCCCGGCCGGCGGCGGCGGCAGAGGCGGCGGGAGGAUGACCUCUCCCCGGGAGCGGGGUGCCGACCUGGCCCGUUUCUACACUGUCACCGAGCCCCAGCGACAUCCAAGGGGCUACACGGUGUAUAAGGUCACCGCCCGGGUUGUUUCUCGGAGAAACCCAGAAGAUGUCCAGGAGAUAAUCGUAUGGAAGAGAUACAGUGACUUUAAGAAACUACACAAAGAACUAUGGCAAAUUCACAAAAACUUAUUCCGACAUUCAGAAUUGUUUCCUCCAUUUGCUAAAGGGAUAGUGUUUGGACGAUUUGAUGAAACUGUCAUCGAAGAGAGAAGACAGUGUGCAGAAGAUUUGCUACAGUUCUCUGCCAAUAUCCCCGCUCUUUAUAACAGUAAACAGCUUGAAGAUUUUUUCAAGGGUGGAAUAGUUAAUGAUGGUUCUGAAUUGAUUGGACCUGCGGAAGCUUAUUCAGAUUCCCUUGUUGAUAGCUUUCCGGAGUGUAGUACUGAAGGUUUCUCCAGUGACAGUGAUUUGAUAUCUCUUACUGUGGACGUGGAUUCUCUUGCUGAGUUAGAUGAUGGAAUGGCUUCCAAUCAAAACUCUCCCGUUAGAACUUUUGGUCUCAAUCUUUCUUCGGAUCCAUCAGCAUUAGGGGCCGUUGCUUCUGACAGCGAACAGAACAAAACAGAAGAAGAACGGGAAAGUCGUAGCCUCUUUCCUGGCAGUUUAAAGUCCAAGCUUGGCAAGAGAGAUUAUUUGGAGAAAGCUGGAGAAUUAAUAAAGCUGGCUUUAAAAAAGGAAGAAGAAGAUGACUAUGAAGCUGCUUCCAAUUUUUAUAGGAAAGGAGUUGAUUUACUCCUAGAAGGUGUUCAAGGAGAGUCAAGCCCUACCCGUCGAGAAGCUGUGAAGAGAAGAACAGCAGAAUAUCUAAUGCGAGCAGAGAGUCUCUCUAGCCUUUAUGGAAAACCUCAACUUGAUGAUGUCUCUCAGCCUCCAGGAUCACUAAGUUCAAGGCCCCCUUGGAACCUAAGGAGCCCUGCCGAGGAGCUGAAGGCCUUCAGAGUCCUUGGGGUGAUUGACAAGGUUUUACUUGUAAUGGACACAAGGACAGAGCAGACAUUCAUUUUAAAAGGUCUAAGGAAAAGCAGUGAAUACAGCAGGAACAGAAAGACCAUCAUCCCCCGCUGUGUGCCCAACAUGGUGUGUCUGCACAAGUACAUCAUUUCUGAGGAGUCGGUAUUUCUUGUGCUGCAGCACGCGGAAGGUGGCAAACUCUGGUCAUAUAUCAGUAAGUUUCUAAACAGAAGUCCUGAAGAAAGCUUUGACAUCGGGGAAGUGAAAAAAUCUGCACUCACUAAAGUUCACCUGCAACAGCCAACUUCUAGUCCUCAGGACAGCAGCAGCUUUGAGUCCAGAGGAAGCGAUGGUGGAACGAUGCUUAAAGUUCUGCCUCUGAAGACCAGUCUUACUCCAAGCUCUCAAGAUGAUAGCAACCAAGACGAAGAAGGCCAAGAUAGCUCUCCAAAAUGGCCAGAUUCUGGCUCAAGUUCAGAAGAGGAAUGUACCACUAGUUAUCUGACCCUAUGCAAUGAGUAUGGGCAAGAAAAGAUUGAGCCAGGGUCCUUGAAUGAGGAGCCUUUCGUGAAGAUCGGAGGGAAUGCUGUUGAUCCCAGAGUUAUCGAAAGCUUCCCAGCGCGCCUUGCUGCUGACAGUGGCAGCCCCAGCACCCAGCACAUAGCUCACGAGCUGAAGUUCUUUGGUGGAGAUGAUGACCUAGAAGCAGAUAGUUCUCCAAGAACGUCCGAUUCCCUUAGUAGAUCUAAAAACAGCCCCAUGGAAUUCUUUAGAAUAGACAGUAAGGAUAGCACUAGUGAACUCCUGGGCCUUGAUUUUGGAGAAAAAUUGUAUAGUCUAAAGUCAGAGCCUUUGAAACCAUUUUUCACUCUUCCAGAUGGAGACGGCACUUCCAGGGGUUUCAGUACUAGUGAAAGCAAGGUAGAGUUUAUAGCUCAGGACACCAUUAGCAGGGGCUCAGAUGACUCUGUCCCAGUUAUUUCUUUUAAAGAUGCUGCUUUUGAUGAUGUCAUCGGCACUGAUGAAGGAAGGCCCGAUCUCCUUGUAAAUCUACCUGGUGAACUGGAGCCCAUCAAAGACGGUGAAGCAAUGGGACCCACUCCGUUUACACAGACUAAUAUAGGCAUAAUUGAAAGUAAAUUGUUGGAAGCCCCUGAUGUUUUAUGCCUCAGGCUUAGUACUGAACAACGCCAAGCAAGUGAGGAAAAUGGCACAGAGGAAUUGAGUGAUCCCUCCAGGCCUAAAUCCCAUAGUAUAGCGGAGAAACACAGCGCGCAGGGGGAUCUUGGGAUGUUGUUUGUAACAGCCGGUGAUCACAGUAGUUCAGGAGACAUGUCUUUGUUACACAGCUCGGAUCCUAAGUUGCAAGGACUUGGAGCAGUUGAGUCUGCAGUCACUGCAACCAACACAGAAGAAAGCAUAUUCCAUAUUUCUAACCCACUCUCAGGUGCUAAUGAAUAUAGUGUAAACACAGACACUUUAAAAACUGAAGAAGUAUUGCUGUUUACAGAUCAAACUGAGGAUUUGGCUAAAGAGGAACUGACUUUGUUUCAGAGAGACUCAGAGACUAAGGGAGAGAGUGGAUUAGCACUAGAAGGAGACAAGGAGAUACAUCAGAUUUUUGAGGACCUUGAUAAAAAAUUAACACUAAACUCCAGGUUUUACAUCCCCGAGGGCUGCAUUCAAAGAUGGGCAGCUGAAAUGGUGGUAGCCCUUGAUGCUUUACAUAGAGAGGGAAUUGUGUGCCGCGAUUUGAACCCAAACAACAUCUUAUUGAAUGAUAGAGGACACAUUCAGCUAACGUAUUUUAGCAGGUGGAGCGAGGUUGAAGAUUCCUGUGACAGUGAUGCCAUGGAGAGAAUGUACUGUGCCCCAGAGGUUGGAGCAAUCACAGAAGAAACGGAAGCCUGUGAUUGGUGGAGUUUGGGUGCUGUUCUCUUUGAACUUCUUACUGGCAAGACUCUGGUUGAGUGCCAUCCAGCAGGAAUAAAUACUCACACUACUUUGAACAUGCCAGAAUGUGUCUCUGAAGAGGCUCGCUCACUCAUACAACAGACGAAGGACUGCAACAACACCAGGAUGGGGAGCGGGUCACCAGGAUCAAAGCGCAAUCAAGAUGACAUCACUCCCUGGAACUGGAUUUGGACUCACCAACUCCCUGGGCUCAUAACAGGAACUCAUGCAGGACUGGACUACCCCUGAACCAAAUCCAUACAUGUCAUCAGACUAGAUCAGAUCUAUUGGAUCCUAUUGGAUCUACCUUACCAGGUAGAAGCCUGUCGUUCAGUUGUGUACUUAGAGAAACAGUAGUAACUUCCUCUGACGGUGGCAAAGUACUGAGAAGCAGGACUCCUGUCUCUCCACCCUUCCUUUAAUGCUGUAGGUCUAGGUGAUUGGGUUGGGCUGGGGUUUUUGUUUGUUUCUUUUUUUUUGGUCUGGCCUAGAACAGGGAACUGUUGCUGCUGCUCCCGGUUUCUGGGCUCCUCCACCUGUGGGGUGUGAGCUCACUGCUGUUCCUCAAGUCCUUCAGCACAGCCACUGUAUUGUCUUCUCACAUGCCUGGCACCCGGAUUGGAAACAUAGUAUCUAAAAUUAACGAGUUCUUUCCGUCCUGGAACUUUGCACUCACCUUUAGAACUCAAAUGAGGGCUUGGCGAUGACAGAAUUAAUCUGGGAAAUUGGAUGCUCCAAAAUAAGACUUAAAGACCCCAUCCCUUAAAUAUACUGGACCCGAAAUGGAGAUGAUUAUGUAUAUUUUGGGUUUAAAAGAGUUUUGUAAAGAAAAUUUUUGUUGCCACGAGUUUUUAGUUUAAUUGCCUGGCAGGGUGGGAAAUCCCAACACAACAGCGUGGAACUGGGGCAUGAAAAGCAGCAAGUGAGACGGAUUUAUGAAGCCCAUAAAUAAAAAUGAAACUCAUUUCAUUGUCCAAAUUGAGUGGAAAGGCACAAUCUAUCCCAAUUCUGAUAAAUGGAAGAAUGGGACAUACAUAGAGGAAAGUUCUUUCCAUUUUAAUAAGGCAAGAUAAUGGGUGUGACAUAACUGAGGAAUUUCAGAAAAAAGGACAUUUCAGUUUGCCAGAUUUGACCAAGGAGGCAUGUUACCCGUAUCCACUCUAAGGGAGAAAAUGCACACUUUCCCAAAAAGAAGUACAAUCGACUGCAUGUUUAAACAGUGCCCAAAUGAGCAUUUUUUUUUUCCUGUAAAGGCAACAGCAGUGAAAAGAAUGAGAAGCAAAGGCCAAGGUGGCAGCCACGUUAGGCAGGAGAUUUUCCUACUCCUGGAAUCUGGGGGCUCGCCAACCUUUUCCCAUUCUCUCCUAAGAAGCACAUUGGUACUUAACUGUUCUUUGAAGCCUGUUUACUCCUGUACAAAUGGAUCAGAUAAGACUGAGGGUGGGUGCCAACAAUGAAUAGCUAGAUUUUAAAAAAAGGGAUGAUGCAGAGUGGCUGCAAUUUGAGUGGCAGGAUAUUGGUGCUUUGUGGUUCCCCAGUGAGGUUUGGGCCGCUGUGUGUUUCCUUUGCCACGUUGAUUUCCAGCCCCACCUUCUCUGAUGUGUCAACUGAGCCUAUUCCCUUUCCAACUAAAUGCCUGGGUUCUUUAGAUUUUUCUUUGUAGUUCUUUGCUCAUCCAUUGUCUGUCUAUUUCUGGGCAAGUAUACAAGUUGGUAUAAAUUACACGUGCAGCCACUAGCCAUGAAACUAGAUAGAAGCCAACGGGCUUGUAAGGGGAAAAAACCCAGGCAUGACCUUGUUGUCUUUGAUGUGGAUCUAAAGGCUCACUUGUCAUUCAUCUUUUUAAAAUGUUUGUUUACUUACUUUUGAGGGUGGGGAGAGAGAGAGUAGAGUGAGGGGCAGAGUGGGAGGGAGACAGAAUCCUGUGCUGUCAGCACAGAGCCCAGGCAUGAACCCACGAAUCGUGAGAUCAUGACCUGAGCCGAAGUCAAGAGUCUGAUGCUUAACAGACUGAGCUGCCCGGGCGCCCCAAGGCUCACUUGUCAUUCAUCGAAUUUAAUAAACAUUUUGAACACUUGUCUUGUACUACUUACCCUGCUGGGCACUGUACAUGGUUUAAAGAUAAGCUAGGCCUGCUCCUCUCCACAGUGAUCCCACAACAAAUGGCAGUUUUUACUUCUUCCCUCAAUCUCUUCAGCACCCCCCGAUACAUUCAACCUAGAAAAAAAAAGGCACACUUGCUUUGCAGAUGUGGCUUCCAGACAAGUUCUCUAAGCCCCUUCCAGGUGGAUUCCUCCUGAAACCUGCCUUAUGUAGAAAUUCUGAAGCUACCACAGGCUCCGGAGGAGUAGACACCAAAAAUGCCCUCUGGCGCUGAAGGGUCAUAUACCCAAACCAUCUCUUCAUCUCUUUAUUCACACAGAAAAUAAGGAGCUUAAACUGAGGUUAAGAAGAGUAGAUUUCAUCCCACUUCUUGCUGUGAAUUUCUGGAAGCAUCCUGCCACCUUUUUGCACGUUGAGGAGAAUCCACCCUUGUCUGGGAGAUGAUGCAGUCUCCUCUUGGGCCUCCUCUCACCCUUUAGCUUUAAGAAUCCACUCUACAGCCGGGCGUCUGGGUGGCUCAGUUGGUUAAGCGUCUGAUCUGGGCUCAGGUCACGAUCUCACAGUUUGUGAAUUCGAGCUCCGCAUCAGGCUCCAUGCUGACCGCAGGCAGCCUGCUUGGGAUUCUCUCUCUCUCUGUCUACCCCUCCCCACUCAUGCUUUCUCUUUCUCUAAAUAAAUAAAUAAAUAAAUAAAUAAAUAAAUAAAUAAAUAAACUUAAAAAAAAAAAAGAAUUGACUCUACAGCAACUUAGCCAAAUUGAUUUAAAACCUGUCCAAUAUGGACUCCUGGAGUCAAUCUUUCUUGUUUGGUGUUCUACCCUUGGAUCAUUAAAGACCGUGACUGUGAAGAGCUUCUCACAUGUUGAGAACUUGACUAAAUAAGCAAAACAUGGGUCGGUGAAUGGGGGAGAAGUCUGCUCUGAAAAUUGGAGUCCCGAGAGACCGAAGUCAGCACAUUUGCAGCAUCAUGUCGGGGAGAGGCACUGUGCAGAAAGCACAGUGCUUCAACCACAAGAGAGGCUCCCUGUGGCACAGAGGGGCAAUUCCAUUGGGCAGAACCCUCCCACAUAAUUCUGCAUCCCUGUUCUGACUUUGAGUUCACUAAGGAGGAUUCUGAUAAAAAACUCAGCUUCUUUUCCUAAACACGCUGACAUUGGAAAGGAAAGCCCCUGGAUAGGGAGCAUGUGAAUUCCAAGUUCUGGAAAGGGAAUUUCUGAAUUCCUCCAUUAUAAAUUAGUAAGUUAAUAUACUCAUUUAUUGGCCACUUGUAUGUUAAUUUGAUCAGAGUAAGGUCAUCACUAAGCAAAUCUGAUUUGUCAGGCUGAGGAUCAGUCUCUGGAACUUGUUGCCUUGAGAUGCUUGACAACGCCUUUCCCGUGACCACCGCCUAUGGCAUCUCUCCAGGGUGCCUCCCCAAAUUCAGGCACGGUCCCCAUCGCUUUCACCCAAGGAUGAGGCCAUCCAUCAGACUGGGUGCUCGUUAGGCCGUGGGUUUUAAAGAUUUUGUGUCUUUCUCCUCCCUACCACCCUAUGACAGACAAUAAUUUACUAAAAAGCGGAAUGGGGUAGAGGAAGCUGGAUUAUGCAAUUUAACAGGAUCAUUGAGAAACAAAGGAAGGACUGCAGGCCCUCUUAAAUCAUGAUUGGGUGUUUGCUCUGAUUUGCUGGUGGGGACUUGAACAACACUUCUCUGACCAAUGAGCGCUCCCCCAUGAUGCUCCUGGCAAAAGGGGGAGAAAGAAAGAGAGAAACCCACCAUUAAAGUCAGGCUAACCUCCUCUUUGAAAAACUCUGACCUGGAUGAGGGAUAAACCCAGAAGGAAAAAAAUUUGAAAAGUUUACUUCAGGUUGAGAAUUUCUAAUUCCACCACUUUUGUGUGUGUGUUGUUGCAUGAUAGACAUGACAGCAUCUCCUCAUUAUUAUGGAAAAUAUAGGGUUGGUGUUAAUUACUAUCUGAAUAUGAAUGGGAGCAGAAGUGGGCAUAGCCUGCACUGGCCUUUCUUUGACAAGGUAUAACUUUCUUCUGAAUUUCUGUGUUAAUUAAUGCUUAUUUAAAAACCACUUUAAUUGGUAGUAAACACCUCAACUUUUUGUACUCAUUAAAAUGCAGCCAUUGAUGUGUGAUGGAUUUUUUUUAAAGCUUAAUUAACUUUCCUUCUGUAUAUAUAACCUAUAAUAAUGACAAACAUAUUGGGAAAAAAUUACCCCUGCUUUUUCCCCCUCUCUCCCUACCCCCAUUAUAAAGACAUUUUUAGCUAGGGAUGUCUCACUUUGUUAGGAUCAGAUGCCAUUAAUUUGGCAUUUUGGAGAAGAGUAGGUGGCAGGAAAUCAAAGCUUUUGAGACAUUGGUCAUUUCUAAACCAAAUACUCAUAUUUGUAAGGCAGAAAGAGUAUUUAUUUAAGUAAAAAGUUUAAAGAAACCAAUACCCGAGAUGACCCAAGACUUGACUGGACUAUCUUUGUGGAAAAUGUAAAAUUCUUAAGACGUUCUUGGAAAUGUUUUCUUGGAGUGGUUAUAGUUGUGUAGAAAUCAAGUAAUUCAUCUCUCCCCUUUUCCAUUAGAUAUAGUCAAUAUUAAAAUAAUAAAACUACCUUAGGGAAAAUUUGGAAAAUAGAACAAUUAGUAUAGUUUCACCUACCCUCACACAACAGUUUUUAAUUUUUCAUAAUUUCUUUGCAUUCUUUGUCCAUAGUGGGCACAAAAUUGUUAAACAGUAAAACCAUAGUCAGCAGGUGUAGAAGGAAAUCAGCAGGAGCAUAAUUAGGAGGAAGAAUUGACCUUGUGGUUUAACAGCCAUUGGAUAGUAGACUCGGGUUUUAUCAAGAGGGGUGGGUGCUAUAGCUCUAGGGGCCAAGUCAUACAAGGGCCACAGUGGGGAGUUUCAGUCACUUAGUCUCUUAGAGUCUCUGCUCUUGGUCAACAGGGAGACCAAGUCCCAUCAUCUGAUCAGAUUCUGACUUGUUCACACCUUCGAAUUAUAGAACUCCUGUUGAUUGCAGUCUCAGACUCAUUGGUGAGGACGAUUAUCAGAGUUUCUUGUGACUUUUCAUAGUUUAAUUUUAAUAUUUCUUGAGCAAGUGGCUGUCUAAAAGCAUUUAAGUCUCUGGAGAGGGCACAGUGGAUGACUGUAGAGACAACAGGUAUUACAAGAAUCAUCAGAAGGCCUUGGAUAGUGCUUAUUAGUCCAGAUCCUGUCUCACCUAGGAUCAGUCAGGACAACAAUUACAUCCUCCACCAAAGGAGAAGAGAGGUUUGAGAUCAGUAAAUUUGUCCAACACUUUGUUAAUUCUCUUGAUUUACCAAGGUGGCAUCUGGAAUAACAUUAUUAGUGGAAGGAGUUUUAAGAAUCUCAUUUCAACAGAGUUUCAAACAAACAGAGAAGAGAAAAGAUAGUUAUGAAAGGGAGGAAAAAGAGAUAAAGAUAUGGCAGUCAGUGGCUUUCUGUGUUCCAGGGUCUUGAUAGGAGAUCAUAGGCCAAAGCUGUCCAUGUCUAGCUGUGUGCUGCUUGAUCAAGAUUCUCAGGAAAGCUGUCUCCUUGUGAUGCCAUUGGCUUCAGAAGAAUCCUGAGGGCGUCUCAGUUUUAAAUUUCCUGUCCAUAUCGAAGUCUAGAAUGUAGGUAUAUAUAUCUUGGAAAUCGUGAAUCCAGUGGGGGCGAUUCCUUGGAAUUUCACUGCAGUGUUUGCACUUAAUGGUACAUGAUACGAUUCCUUCUGAGAGGUACACUCUCUUUAAAACCAACACAGAAAGUAGAUAAGGCAAUUGUGCUAUUGGACAUCAGAGUAAUCCUGGAAGGUGAGAUCUGAGAAUGGCUUCACAGACUAGGUUUUUAACCACUCAAUGUUGAUAUGAAAGAUCUCAGGGAAAGGUGCUAAGAGAUCUUGUCUUGUAUUUAUGCUCUUUUCAUAUCUGAAAAAAAUUCAUUGUCAAAUUUUGAUCUAUAUAUUUGACACAAUAUUGAUAAUCAAAUAGAUUGAUAGAGUCUAAGGAGUCCCAGAAGAUAUGUUCCUAGGACAAUCCUUAGUUCUUCAGUGAACUUUUGUCUUUUCUUCCUAGGGGUUGUGAAGUCCUUAACUAAAUUAUGCAAAUCUAAUCUUGACCAAGGAGUAGAGUUAUAAGUCCAUUGUCCCCCGACUGAUGUUAAAAAAAAAAAAAAAAACCAUUGUGAAGA